UAUGUACAAACUUUUUGCAUUUGGCAUAUCAGUGGGUGACGUGUUUAUUUAUUUAUUAUGACGUUUAAACAAAAAACUCAAACAGACCCACUCUCAGUUUAGGCAUAUAUAAGGAACACCGUUAAAAAAUUUGUUGAUCAUUGUAUAAAAGUUUACCAUAACAAAGUAAUGCUCUUUUUGUGUUUACAAAGUUCAAAAAUAAGUGAACGUCCUGACGGAAAACACAUUCAACGUCAUCAUGGACUUGAGUUCCGAAGAAGAAGAAAUUAGAAAAUUAGAAGAAAAUUUGAAACAGAAAAAAGAACAUAGAAGACUAAGAAAACAAUUAGAAAAGAUGAAUACUUCGCAAUCUGAAGGGAAUAUAUGUUCCUCAAAAAAGCCCGCAGAUCCAAUACAAACAGAAGAUACUCCAAACAAUCAAGCUUUCGCAAUUCGGAAUAAUCAGCAAAUUAAAGAAAGUACCACAGAAAAUACACAUCAAACCAAGCGGAUUCGUAAAGAAACGGAUGGAAAAGUAAAUCAAGAUUUUUCGAAAGAGACUUUCGAAAAACGAGGAGGAACUACCGAUAAGGGUAAAAAAUACGGAGAUUUGGUUACCGCUAACGUCGCGCUACAGUUGGUAAGCGACAGUAAAAUAAGAGAUUUCCGCAUUUCUUCGAACGAUAAAAAUUUUGGUGAUUUUGAUGACGUGGUUAUUGAAAUUUGGACAGAUAGGGGGAUAAACAGAAAAGCACUGCAAUUAAAACACAGUAAUGAAAAAAGACAGUUAUAUACAAAGCAGCUAGCAGGCGAAAAGGGAGAUUUUAGUUUAAUUAAAUAUUUCAAAUCUACUCAAGAGGUUCAAGGUGAAGUGCAAGAAUUUAUAUUAUUCAUCACAAAUACAUUUAAGACUUCAGAAGAAACAAAAUUUAAACUAGAAGGAGAAGAGUUUUACCUGAAGGCGAUAAAAAAUACAGUUUCAGGAGACGAUUUCAACGUUUUAAGAAUUUCUGAAAAUAUAAAUUAUUAUCAUACAUUUCAAAUCGUAGAGGACGAAUGGACUAAACAAAAUCCUGAAAAAAUUCAGCAGUACCGAACAUUCUUCGAAAGCUUUCGUCUUUACACAAACCAAGAUCGUUUUGAAGCUCUUACAAAAUCAACAAUGGAUAAAUUCACUGAGAUGUUUUGCUCUAACGAAGAAACUUUCAAGAAGUACGUCGACGUCAUAUCAGAAUGGAGUAUGCGAGAUGGAAAAAAAGAAAAGCUAAGCAAAAGAAUGAUGCAACGCGUCAUCGCACUUCGUUUGCUUUCUUCUCAGAUCGAACCGUUUGUUUUUGGUUCAGUCACAGACGAAAUGAGAAUACUUCGAGAGUCUAUUUGUCUGUUCGACAUUACGUUGUUGGAAAAAAAAGGCAGCAACACAGUUAAAAAUUUGUGGGGAGACUUGGACCAAAACAUUGACCUCAAAGAACUAAACAAAGUUCGAUUACUUUAUUCCCUUUCUUUUGAUUGUAUAAGUAGUGUCGAAAAUCUGGAUGCAAAUUUGUUGACACAGUUACUAUGGCUGAUGGAGAAAAGUCCGCUUAUUGUAAAGGAACACGAAAAUAUGGAAAAAGCUAUUAAACUCUGUUCACAUGCAAAAUUCGUCAUAUUAGGUGAGGGAAAAUCUGAAGAAUGGAUGAAAGGACGCUCUGUGUUUGAAAACUUGUCCAACUUGAAACCAAAAGUCGAGUUGUAUGAAAAAGUAUUGCAAAAUUUUACCUUGUCUUUACAAGGAAAAGAAGCAAUUAAGUUAGUGACCGCUAUCGAAAAAAAUGAAGAAAUUUUCAAACAUGUUACUGUGGAAAAACUUUUAGAGAUGGCAAAUGGUCCAUACCAUAUAGAUGGACAAAAGGAAGUUUUUCCGAAUCUUUAUAUCGAUAGGUAUUUGUCAGUCAAUAUUAUAGAUACUAAAUAUUUAGAAAACGUUGAUCGAAAUACUGUUAUCAUUUUAAAUUGCGAAGGUAAUUCUCAGCAAUUGAAAUUACCUAAAAAACAUAUUCUAAUAGACACCGAGGGUUUUUUAAGUACUACAGACCUCAAAAUUUUUGAUAAUCCAAUUUUUAUAAGGAGUGAAAAAAAUUGCAGUGAUUCUGAUUUUCAGAAAAUAUGUUCUAAAGGACCAGCAUCCAAAACUGUACACUGUUUUAAACUUCUCAACGAUCAAAAUUUAGAAUUGAUUCGAAGCAAAGGAUCUGUUAAUGAACUGCGAAAUUAUAAGGUAGCUUCCAAAAACGAAAACGAAAUUUGGUCUUCCGAAUUCUGCAACAACGUAAAUCUAAUAACAGCUGACCCAGGAAUGGGCAAAACCGAGUUAACGAAGAGUCUAAAAAACAACUGUUGUGCGAGAUAUUGGACCGUGAUUCUGAGUGCUCAAGAUGUUAUGUCUUUCUUUAAAAAUUCACAAAAGUCUGAAAAAUCAGCAGACUUACAAUUCGAAACAUUUAUUUUAAACGAAAAAUAUCGAGACCUCGCUGGGUUGGAUCGAGAAUUCUUUACAAUGUGUUUAAAGAAACGAAAUGUGGUUUAUGUAUGGGACGCUCUUGAUGAAAUAUUUACUCAGUAUUUAAAUGGUACUUUAGAUUUCAUUCUUAUGUUAUCGCAGAAAGGUUUCAUUCAGUGGGUUACUGCAAGGCAACAUUUGAGAUCUUCUCUUGAAGAAAAAUUUGAUACUCUGUCAGUGGGUAUCAAUCAGCUCACCGAAGUCGAGCAAGAGGACUACAUUAAGAAACGUCUUAACAAUUUUAUUAAGCCUGUAGAUAUGAAACCAGUCAUCGACAAAAUUAAAUCCACGUUUGCAUUUACAAAACAUUUAGAUAUAUUAGGAAUCCCACUUCAAAUAUAUAUGCUUACAGAGAUAUUACUUCAAAAUAAGAAACAAUAUUUAGAGUUAUUAAAAAAUAAAUUUCUCCUGACUGACAUGUAUCAUUACUUUAUUGAAGGAAAAUUUAAGUUUUUCUAUGGAGAUAAAGUGAACGUAACCGAUCCUUUUUCGAAAGAAGAGGUAAGGAAAAAAAUUGAAGAGAAAUUAAAACAGUAUGAAAAAUUGGCGUUCAAAGCAAUAUUUCCUGAAGAUGUUUUGAAACAAUUAAAGAUAGAUUAUUCGCAAGAUAUAGAUUCUGUUUCUGAAGAUUUCGCAACUGUUGGUAUUGUCACUGGUGUGCAAAACGGCAUUCCGCAAUUUGCACAUGCUUCGUUUGCCGAAUAUUUUGUAGCCUUAUAUUUUGUUAAAAAUUUUGGAAUGGUACGCAAGGACGUAUUUUUUGAUCAAAAGUAUAAUAAUGUACGCUUCUUCUUCGACAUGUUAACUGGCAAAAAUUCGCCGGUCCACAUAGCGAUUUUAUAUAGAAAUUUUGAUGAAGUGGAGAACUUUGACGACAAAAUAAUAAAACGUAAAGAUGAAUGUGGAUGAAGUGCCUUACAUCUCAUCUGUUCUUGGGGACGAAGACAUGGGCGUUUAAAUGUACAAACCGAAUCUGGGGGUUAUGUUAUUGAGGCAAAUAGAGAGAUUAUG
Molecule: messenger RNA, 3532 nt
Organism: Zophobas morio
Lineage: Eukaryota; Metazoa; Arthropoda; Insecta; Coleoptera; Tenebrionidae
Exons: 4
Coding region: 239-3430 (1063 amino acids)
Source: RefSeq, a predicted model, not a curated record